AUGCAGGACAACCAACGACGGCAUUGGAUUGGACAGACGUGGAUCGCCGAUGGACCAGACCGGAGCAAUCUCAAGGCUGCCGCCGUUCCAUGUUCAUCCCGAACACUGCGCUUCGUCGUAUUUAGUUCAGAAAAUCUGUCAUUUGUACACGAGGCGCCAUUUGUCCACUCCAGUGUGUGUGAUGCGUUUUUAGUGGCGCUUUCCGAUCGGGAGAUCGGUCACCUUGGAAACCUCAGUGGGCUUACGCCCCCCAGCGGCAUCAGCGAAAUCACUUCUGGCAUCUAA
Messenger RNA from Dibothriocephalus latus, 285 nucleotides. The record is from the annotation of a GenBank genome assembly. Lineage: Eukaryota; Metazoa; Platyhelminthes; Cestoda; Diphyllobothriidea; Diphyllobothriidae.